UGCUUUGGUCUCUCUCCCCACGGAAAUCGUGGGGGAAAAACCAGCGAGGGCAAAGAACACAGGAGAGCGAGCCGGAGGAGGAGAAGAGGAGGGAUCACCGGAUCAGGAUGCGGCUCUCCUUCCCCCUCGUCGCCGGCGCCGUCGUGAUUGGAGUGAUCUCGGGGAAUGUUAUCUUUGGGCCACCUCUUCAGAAGUACUGGGCAGAAAAGCAGCAACAGCAAGAGGCAGCAAAAGAGGGGCAAACUGGAACAACAUAACACAAGUGCAUUAAUUUUGCUGAAUUAGCGGCUGCCAACCUUACAACAAGUCAUACAACCAGUACGGCGAUGUUACUACAUUACAUUCUGAAACAACGUCUCCUUUACGUUGAGCCUAUGAGCUAGAUCAGUCUUUGUUAGCGUUGUUUGCGGUUAGUUGUAUGCCCUAGGUGUUAAAGGACAGUGCAAAAUGCAUAGCUGAAUGGAUUAUAAUGCAAACCUCAUUUUGGGCUAUAUUCAGUCUUAUUUAGUCUGCGAUAAUUAUCUGCAAAUUGGUUGAUACCCAAUUGUUCUCUCUACCUGUUCUAGCUUCCUUAACAGGCCUUCGGCUCGGCCCGGCCCGGCCCAAGCUAUGUGCCUUUCCCAUUCUGAGAAAUGGGAGUCGAGGCGGCGGGACACUGGAGACCAUUCCCGCGCAAUCGCAAGCCCUAGCCGCCCACUUUCCCGCCAAAAGAACGCGCUGGCUCGCCUCGCCCCGGCGAUCGCCGGAGCUGCGAUUCGACGCGGGAUGCCGAGGAAGGCAGCGCCGUCCGUCCAGCCGAACGCCGCCGCCGCAGGCGGCAAGUACUGGCUGCUGAAGACGGAGCCGGGCGAGUGGUCGUGGUCCGACCAGGCGCGCGCCCCCGGCGGCGUCGGGCCGUGGGACGGCGUCCGCAACCGCCAGGCCAUCAACAGCCUCCGCGCCAUGCGCGACGGGGACCGCUGCCUCUUCUACCACUCCGGCGCUGGGGCCGCCUCCCGCCGCGUCGUCGGCGUGGUGGAGGUCGCCAGGGAGUGGUACGAGGGGGAGGAGGUGGCGGACGGCGGGGGCGCCGUGGACGUGCGCGCGGUGGGGGAGUUCCAGAGGCCGGUGGCGCUCGGGGACAUCAAGAAGGCCGCGGGCGAGGUGGAGGGGAUGAGGGAGUUCCCGCUGCUCCGGCAGCCUCGGCUGUCGGUGAUGGCCGUGCCGGCGAAGGUCUGGGACUGGAUUUGCGAGAUGGGAGGGGGCUUUGUGCAAGAUGGGGAGGAUGGAGAUGAAAAAUGAUGCUUUCAAGUUUAUGUAGAUGCCGCGAUGUCCAUGUGGGGAAUUUAGCCAGAAGGAAGGUGGAAACAUUUUUGUGGUGUAAUUUGUCCUGCAGGAGAUGGGAAUUGAGAAGAACGCAACAUAGGUUCUUUGAUCCUGUUUCCAUCUAUCCACCAUAAAUAUUGUUAUUUAGUGUACUGAAUACUCUUCUAUCUAAGUUCAAAGUUAGGCCUCCAUUGUGGUUGCUGUUGCUUAGCUUGUGGCUUGCAAGUUCCAACUAGUUCAUCUACUUGCCCUCUGCUUUCGACCCAAUGACAUCGAUACAUGAUGUUAGCGAUUCCUGAAUCCUGACGUGUUCGUGAUGUAUAGAUUACCCACUAUAUUAGUAGUAAACAGCUUAUAUUGGAUACUGUGAACAGAGUGGCUUAACUUAGUUCACAGAUAUAUGAACAGAGAAGGGACAUUGUCAUCCAUAAUGCAAACUGAAUUAGAUAUAAUAGAUACUACGUAGAUAAAU
Messenger RNA from Oryza brachyantha (malo sina), 1777 nucleotides. RefSeq names its product thymocyte nuclear protein 1. Lineage: Eukaryota; Viridiplantae; Streptophyta; Magnoliopsida; Poales; Poaceae. Gene Ontology annotation, cellular component: nucleus. The record is from RefSeq and is a predicted model, not a curated record.